AUGGACACCUUCAUUCAACCCAUUGCCCUCAAUAUUUUGUCCCAUAGCCCUAACAUGAACCCCAAUUCCAAACUUCAUAGCAGUGGUCAUAUUAUCAUUACAUAUCUAUUGAUAAUGCUUCACCACCUAGUUUGCAUUUUCCCGUAUUAUAAACGUUAUCCCGCAAGGUCAAAGGGUUUUAUAUUUUACUGUCCAAAUUAUGGUACUCGAAUUGUUGAGACUAGUUGUGCAAAGUUUAUAGAGCAUGAGGAGAAUGCCAUUGGGAAUGAAGAUUUUGUUUUUGAAGAAGAAGGUGAUGUAGCUGUGAUUGAGAAUGCUGAGCAAGAUGUUACACCCUUGAUUCAUUUAAGUGAAAUUGUAUUGGAAAAUCCUCAGUUUGAAGAACUAGUUGAACCACAAGAACAAGCUGUUGAGAAUCCUGAGCUAGAUAAUCCACAAGAACCAGUACAAUUGAGGAGAUCUAAUAGACCAAGAAGAUCCACAACAAAUUCAGAUUAUGUGUACUUACAAGAAGCAAAUUUUGACAUUGGAGAUGAGGCUGAUCCAACAAGUUUUAUAAAAGCUAUGGAGAGUCAAAAUGCAGAAAAAUGGAGGGAAGCGAUGUUGAAUGAACACAAAAGCAUGAAGAAUAAUCAAGCUAGAUUGGUAGCCAAAGGAUUCACCCAAAGGGAGAGAAUUGACUACACUAAGACGUUUUCUCUAGUGUCCAUCAAAUAUUCUUUCCGCAUCAUUAUGGCUUUGGUGGCACAUUAUGACCUACUUUUGCAUAAGAUGGAUGUCAAAACUGCCUUCCUGAAUGGUGAACUCGAAGAAGAAAAUUAUAUGAGGCAACCUGAAGGGUUUGCAAAGGAGGGAAAAGAGCAUAUGGUUUGCAAACUUGGCAAGGUGAUUUAUGGGCUGAAGCAAGCAAGCAAGAGGUGGUAUUUCAAAUUUCACCAAAGUGUUUCAUCUUAUGGUUUUGAAGAGAACAUAGCCGAUUGUGUGUCUAUGAACUCGUAUCGAUGA
Molecule: messenger RNA, 1005 nt
Organism: Prunus armeniaca (apricot)
Lineage: Eukaryota; Viridiplantae; Streptophyta; Magnoliopsida; Rosales; Rosaceae
Source: the annotation of a GenBank genome assembly